GGUAACAGAAAGGUCACAAGAAGUGAAGCUCAAAAAAGCUCUCUGAUAAAUGAACAUAUAGCAUAGAUAUACAUAUAUGCAUUUCAACUAUUUUCUCCCUCGAGAAUGGCGAAGACCGGUGAGGGUUUCUGAAGAGUGAAGAUAUUGUCUUUGAACGAAGCUUUUGGGUUGAAAUCUUAGUCGCAGGGAGACCCUUCAUCAAUAUGGGUUCAUGAAUUGAUCAGCUGGUGAUAUUUAUAGCUCAAACAUGAAACUUGAACAUAUGAAAUGAUGAUAUUAUGGGAUCUUUAAGUUUGUGAAUAAGAAGAUGGACAAAGUUUGUGAAUUCUGCAUGGGAUUGAGACCAGUUAUUUACUGUAAGGCAGAUGCAGCAUAUCUUUGCCUUUCCUGUGAUGCAAAGGUUCAUUCAGCUAAUGCUCUUUCAAACCGGCAUCCCCGAACCCCGGUGUGUGAAGCAUGCAGAUACCGCCCAGCUCAUGUUCGAUGUUCUGAUCAUAGGAUGUUUAUGUGUCAUGGCUGUGACUGCAGUCUGCAUAAGGACUCCUCUCAACAUCAGAAACAAGUGAUUAGUAGUUUCAUGGGGUGCCCUUCUGCUAAGGAUUUUGCAGUGCUGUGGGGUUUUGAAUUAAAUAAAUUGGAGAACAGUACUCUUCAAAAUCAGUUCGUCUUGACUUCAUGUGUGUCAGUGGAUACUGGUGUUAAGAAUUCAAACUUUCCAAGACAAUCUAUGUCUAGUCCACAGACUGGAGGCCCUUCAUUAGCAUCCCAGGCGAGCACUGUGACUUCAAUCCUUGGUGCAGAAUAUGAAGUUGGACUGAGCAGUCAACACACUGAGGUAUUUAACAAAGGUAAACAGCAACAAGACACGUGCAUUAUUCUUCAACAGAUUUUUGACUUGGAGAGGCUUCAACUCACUGAAGGAGACAAGAAUUCAUCUUUAAUACGUGGCAAGCAGACAACUGACAUAUCUUCAUCUACAUAUGACACAUCAUGGAAGCUUGAUCAGUCUUUCCAGCAUUCCCUUGGUCUUGGUGCUGAUCCCCAUCAGGAGCUAAAUGUAGAAUAUUUUUCUUCACCAUUUCCUCCAUUAGAGAACUUAACUUUGUCUUCAACUGUGGGAAACCAUUUGCAGGGAGAGCCCCUUUGGCAAUGCAGAAGUCCAACUCAGAGUUUCCAGCUGUGGUCUCAAAAUAUGCAAGAUCUUGGAAUCUGUGAAGAACUAGCUUGCAUUAAUGAUUUCAACAUACCUGAUGUUGAUCUGACAUUCCAAAACUUUGAAGAAUUCUUUGGAUGUGAUCAAGAUUUAACCAGAGCAUUGUUUGAUGACAAAGAUAUGACAUGCUCCUCCGUGAACAAGGAUACAUCCCUCAAUGGGUUAGAUCACAGCCAUGCAAAAGAAAUUGAGGAUGCAUCUGUUGCUUCAUCUGUUUACAUUAUUCAAUCAGCUAAUCUAGACAAAGAUAUUGGUCUUUUUAGCUGUGAAGGUUGUUCUUAUCAAAUUCGACCAUCUUAUUCAUCAUUGCCGCCUUCACUUACAAAGUUCGGUGCUGAAAGCAAUGCAACUGACUACAUGGAAGGUUGCUUUUCACCUGUCAUUGCAAGAGAGGAAUCUCCAUGUAAUUCACCUGAACUGAAGGGUUCAGAAUCCAACACCGAAGGAAAUGCCAUGUUGAGACACAAAGACAAGAAAGUGCGGCGGUCUGGUAAACAAAAUCGAUAUGCAUCUCACAAAGCUAGAACUGAUUCACGGAAGCGUGUAAGGGGUUGUUCGUUUUCUUAAGGCAGAGGGCUAUGAAUCUGACAACAUUGAUGUGACACAACGAAGCUAUUGAAGGUACCUUCCAGUUUCUGCAUAAUGGUGUUGUACAUAAUAAGGCGAGCUAGGCACUUCAACAACUUGUCUAUGGGUAUCCUCUUGUUUAUAACUCCAUUUCUACCAAUUCUUUCAAGACUUAAAUGUAUAUAGCUUGUCCUUUAGUUCUAACAGGGUAAAAAAUCAAAAAACAAAGAGCUAAAAAGAAUUAAGGCUUUGUAUUUAUCGAAUUCCCCUAUUUGGCUUGAACAAAUAUAAUAGCCAUCUCUCUCUCUC
Camellia sinensis is the source of this 2089-nucleotide messenger RNA. RefSeq names its product putative zinc finger protein At1g68190. NCBI's taxonomy places the organism in Eukaryota, Viridiplantae, Streptophyta, Magnoliopsida, Ericales, Theaceae. Gene Ontology annotation, molecular function: zinc ion binding. The record is from RefSeq and is a predicted model, not a curated record.